UCCGUGGAAGGCGUGGCAUAUUUAUAAAUUUUCUGACAGUAGCAGCAUUGAAAGACAAUUGCAAGUGGUGCUUUCUGCUUUGUAUUCAACCUCUAUUAAACCAAACUACAGCUGCUGAUCAUGGAGAGCUUGGCAAGUGCAAACACUAGCUUCGCCCUGGACCUCUUUAAGAAGCUCACAAAUGACCGAAAAACAGCGAACAUCUUCUACUCCCCCCUGAGCAUCUCUUCCGCUCUGGCCAUGGUGUAUAUGGGGGCUCGGGGGAACACAGCCGCUGAGAUGGCACAGGUGGUUCAUUUUAGCAAACCGAAAGAAGGGGCUGCUGCUGGAAUGCAACAGAAAAUGCAAAUGCAAAUGCCUAGCUAUCUACAGUCCGUCCGUUUUAACAAAUCUCAGGAUGCUGUGCACUCUGGAUUCAGAGCGCUGAUCUCGGACAUCAACAAACAGGGCGCUCCCUAUAAAUUGUGUUUGGCUAAUCGUCUGUAUGGAGAAAAAUCAUUUGACUUUGUCAAGGAAUUCAUUCAGGACACCAAGAAGUUCUACCAGGCAGAGCUGGAAGCUGUUGAUUUUGGAACUGCAUCAGAAGCAGCCAGACAGAACAUCAACUCCUGGGUGCAGAGCCAGACAAAUGACAAAAUCCAGAACUUGUUGGCUGAAGGGACUGUCGAUUCUCUGACCAGACUUGUCCUGGUGAAUGCCAUCUAUUUCAAAGGAAACUGGGCGAAAAAGUUCAGUGAGAGUGAAACAAAAGAAAGGCCUUUCCGACUGAGCAAGAAUGGAACUAAACCUGUGCAGAUGAUGCAACAGAAAGCCAAGUUUAACCUCACAUUCAUUCCUGAAGUGAACAGUCAGAUUAUAGAGCUCCCAUAUGUUGGCAAUGACCUGACCAUGCUCAUCAUGUUACCUAUGGAUAUUGAAGACGAUUCCACUGGACUGGAGAAGCUUGAAAGGGAGCUCACCUUUGAGAAUCUCAUGGAAUGGACUAAGGCAGAAAUGAUGGACAACACUGAGGUGACUGUAACCCUGCCAAAGUUCAAGCUGGAGGAGACCUAUGACCUUAAGUCGGCUCUGACCAGCUUGGGCAUGGUAGAUGCCUUUGACAUUGGCAAGUCUGAUUUCUCUGGCAUGUCUCCCAAUAAUGAACUGGUGCUGUCGAAGGUGGUGCACAAGUCCUUUGUGGAGGUGAAUGAGGAGGGCACAGAGGCAGCAGCCGCCACUGCGGCCAUCAUGAUGAUGCGCUGUGCGAUGAUCCCUGUACACUUCAAUGCUGACCACCCAUUCCUGUUCUUCAUUAGGCACAACAAAACCGGCAACAUCCUCUUCUAUGGCAGGUUCAGCUCUCCUUAAGUCUGCACUUAUAAGUGCUGUGAUUUUUGCCUUAAACCCUUAUGCCUUAUCACACACUAUAAAAAAACCCACAAUGAGGUGUUCUUUGUAAGGAAAGGAGCAUUUAAAAUGCUCAGCUGAAUUGCAUAGCUCCUUUUUGUUCAACACUAUUGCAGUGUUUAGUGAACUGCGUAACUGUUGUUAUAUCACCACAAUGUAUAAUCAUAAAUAUUUGUGCUCACAAAUGAAUAAACAAGGCUUUAAACAUG
Molecule: messenger RNA, 1595 nt
Organism: Polyodon spathula (Mississippi paddlefish)
Lineage: Eukaryota; Metazoa; Chordata; Actinopteri; Acipenseriformes; Polyodontidae
Product: serpin B6-like
Exons: 8
Coding region: 121-1347 (408 amino acids)
Biological process (GO): negative regulation of endopeptidase activity
Molecular function (GO): serine-type endopeptidase inhibitor activity
Source: RefSeq, a predicted model, not a curated record